AUGAAGAUCCCGUACAAUGUUCUCCACGUCAGUGGAAAUAUUCUCUUUGCCGCCCGGGGAGGCAAGCUCCAUUCAUUCAACCUGGACGACGGGACUCAUCUCUCGACAUGGAAGCAUCUGGAUGUCGACAAAGUAGACGCUGCGGUCAAGACCAUUGCCGACGAGGCUGCGAGUAAAAAUCUCGUGAGCCCGGCUCCUGAGGCUGCUGAGGGAGGCAACGGCGAUGAGCCCCCAGCCAAGAGACAGAGGAUGGAGGAGCCGAAGGAAGAGGUCAACAAGACCGCUGACAAUGAGGGAGCGCAAGAGUCGAACGUUGCAGAGGGCCCAGAGCAAAGCAAGGGCGAAGGAAAGGCAAACCAAAAGGGAAAGAAGAACAAGAGCAAGCAAAAUAGCCAGCCGCGCAAGGAUAACCAGAUCUCAAGGGUUCCAGACCGUCCAGUUAUCACACACCUAACAAGUACGACCGAUGGAGCUCAUGUCCUGGCCAUUACCGGUCAUGACAAGGCCAUCUGGGUCUUUGAGCACGACGGAAAGGGUCAACUCACUCAGCUCAGCCGACGAACCAUGCCCAAGCGUCCCAGCUCUGUCGCCAUUGCUCCAGACUCCCAGAUCAUCUGUGCUGACAAGUUCGGCGAUGUCUAUGCGCUGCCUCUCAUUGAGACUACCCCUCCUCCUUCUACCCCUCAGCCAUCAACUCCUACGCCGGAUUCAUCCAAACCUGUCCGCAAGCCAGCUGCCAACACCACGACCGUGCACUCGCAGCGCAAUCGUCGGGCUCUUGUCAACCAACAGCGACAGAUGGAACUUGCCACGCGGUCAAAGGGUGAAAACGAAACCAAGGCCGAAAGCCCCAGCUUCGAACUCACCCUCUUGCUAGGACAUGUCUCCAUGCUGACUUCGCUCAUUCUGGGCGAGAGCGACGGCAGAAGGUAUAUCCUCACAGCUGACCGAGAUGAGCACAUCAGAGUAUCAAGAUAUAUCCCACAGGCGUACGUUAUCGACGGUUUCUGCUUUGGCCACAAGGAGUUCAUCAGUUCCAUGACGAUUCCUCUCACAAGGGGAAAUGUUCUCAUCUCAGGGGGCGGAGACGAGGACCUGUUCCUGUGGGACUGGAAGGCGGCGAAGCUCCUUUCGAAAAAAAACAUCUUAUCACUUGCGCAAGAGAUCGCGCCUGAGUUAACCAAGGUCGCUGUCUCUGGCCUUCAGACCUUGGUCUACCCCACUGAGGCGGGCAACCUCACCUACGUUGUGGCAAUCUGCGAAGGAAUCCAAGCAAUCUUCUCCUGGCAGCUUACCGAGGACAACACUCUCAACCGCCCAGCUGUCAUCCAACUUCCCGGCAAGCCCCUGGAUGUGGCCCUCAAGCCAGCCAACAAUGGCGAACCGCCCAGCGUCAUCGCCGCCGUUGACUCCGGCGAGCAAGCUCAGGUGAAGAGCCUCGCCAUCUACUCUUUGAUUAUGACGGAUGAGAAGUUGGCUGUUGGCACGACUGCUUUUGUCAAGGAUGAGGAGCUCGAGGCGGAAGAAUUGGACGUGCCAGAGAAGGUGGUCCGAGGAUUGCUGUACAAUACAGAGAACCUGCGCAAGCAGCCUACGGAGCCGGGUGAAGAGCAGGGAGAUGACCACGGCGAAGAAUAG
Molecule: messenger RNA, 1638 nt
Organism: Ilyonectria robusta
Lineage: Eukaryota; Fungi; Ascomycota; Sordariomycetes; Hypocreales; Nectriaceae
Exons: 3
Coding region: 1-1638 (545 amino acids)
Biological process (GO): RNA (guanine-N7)-methylation
Cellular component (GO): tRNA methyltransferase complex; cytosol; nucleus
Molecular function (GO): protein binding; tRNA (guanine(46)-N7)-methyltransferase activity
Source: RefSeq, a predicted model, not a curated record